AUGGAGUUCAGCGCCGGUGUCGCUGCUGGUAUCAUCGCCGCCGCAUUUUUGAUUGCAUCACUGCAAAGCUCGUACUGGCCAACUUUGCUUCGAGCAGAUGUGACGCGGCCGCGCGGUGUGCGAACCUCUAUUGGACGUCUCUCACUUGCUUCUCCAGUCCUUGCCAUCCUAAUCGGCAUAGCCAGCGUCGUUACCCCCCUCGGGCUGUACGAGGCUGACCAGCUUGAGGAUACAGCAAUCCAGCCACAUUUUCAAUAUGCACCUGACUCAAGUGCCAUGUCUUCUGGAACCUCCACCCGUGGUGAUCAUAGCUUCACGCGGACUUGUUAUCUUGGCUCUGUCGGGAUGUGCGUGGUUCCCUGCUCGUUCACAGAAGACGAAGUCGAAUCUACCAUGCAAAACGAGGGCUCCGACUGCGAAUACCCGGCCAUGGUGAACACUACUGUCCCAAAUGUUCUUAUCGAAAGGUUUUCAAGCGGAACGAGCUUAUCGAAGACGACUGUCUCCAACUUCUUCGACAUUGAAUGGAGACAAAUGACAUAUCAAUCCCAGCCUACUGCGAAUAAUGGAGAGCCGACACCGGCUGGAUCAUUCCAAUUCCUUGAGAGCUUUACCAGUAGCGACAGCAUCCAUGUUGUUGAAGGUCUAGUCGUGGAUGCCACCAAAGGAUCAAUAGGGUUCAGGAACCAUACAUGGCCUGUCGUCACUGGCCGUGGCGUCACCUGGACCGAGGAUCUCCUCUUUCUUGAGCCGGAAGUAGAUUGCAUCAACAAUAACAUCUCCAUCGAUUUCAACUUCACAAACACUGCCGGCAAUGUCUCAGAUACCAGACUAUCGGAAUUGAAGCUAGUCGACCACGGCGGAUUUGCAGACAUAAACAUAACGGCUCCGUACGACGACCGCCGUGAUGGCCCUAAUAAGCCCGACUUGAGAUCGCGAGCGUACAUUGCAGCGUGGAUGACUAACGCAUACUCCAUGCUUACGCUGAAUGUUACAAAUCCUCGCAACGAUAGCGAAGGCAUUAAGGCCUUUUCCUACAUCGAUUCCGAACUCGGCAAGUCAUUUAAGCUACCGAAGCCAUCCACAAAAGUCAAGGCUUAUCAGUCGCUCGAGUUACUCUUAGACUUGGGGGGCAUAUUCGAUUUAGAUGGUCUGACGAAAGACUUUGCGCUUAAGAACCCUUGGGAUAUUGAAAACAACAAUUUCUCAAUUCCAAGUGACGGUCCCAGCCUGAUCUUUGAUGAUGGGAGCUCUUGGUCGUCGCCAUUGUACACAUGCGCUUCCACAGUCAAAGCAACUGUUAAGACCGUCAAAUUCUUUCAUAACGGAAGAAAUGAAAACAUUGAUGGGCUCAAAGUAGAGAGUAUAAGCGACAAAGAUUAUGCGACUGAGGAAGACAUGCCACUUUGGGGUGUGGAAGAUACAUAUCUUACACUAUCGGAGCUCACUCCCAUCUGGGGCUUGAUCGACACAGCUUUGGAGGGGGCCGAGAACAUCUCAACUAUCAGACAGCCAUGGUUCUACCUUCUGGGGGCAAGCCUAGGUGUUUGGAACCCAGGACUAGUUUUAACGGGCACACGAGAUAAUCUCGCCGGUGGGAUCGCCCCAAUCGCUGCUAUGAACGCAGUAACUGGGAGGACCACCGAUAUGAGCGUGGAUGCCGCAAUUUCCGAUUUCACAGCAGCCUACUCUAAGAGUCUCUGGCUGAAAUGGAAAACACUCUCCAGUUCCGAAAGCACUGUCGGCAAUAUUCUCAAAUUGCUCUGGACAGAUGUGGCCGCCUCGGCAAUGGUCGGCACCAAGGGAGUGCUCGGGCAUGGUAACGCUCAGACUGACAAGGCGGUCGGGGUACCGGUAUUUCGGGUGGUUCGAAAAGUCCAAUACAGGUUUCUAUUCGGAAUCCCUGCCUCUAUAAUUACACUUUGCCUCGUUGCUAUUACCGUUCUGAUGCUUGUAGCAGUACUCAGUGGCCGCUCAAGCUUAAGGAUAAUGGACCGGCGUCUCAAGCAAACGUCUUUAGGACGAGCCUUAAUAAUGACUUUGAGUGGAGAGACAAGCGACAUUUUAUUGCCAAGCAAGGAAUGGAGCGAGACCUAUGGAGAGAUCCAGAUGGACCUUGGGAACUGCGUUGAUUCGUCUCCGGACGUAGCAAGCCAUGAGGAGAAUUUGACCAAUACGGAAGUGGAAACCGUUGAGUAG
Molecule: messenger RNA, 2199 nt
Organism: Clonostachys byssicola
Lineage: Eukaryota; Fungi; Ascomycota; Sordariomycetes; Hypocreales; Bionectriaceae
Source: the annotation of a GenBank genome assembly